Cinara cedri is the source of this 398-nucleotide messenger RNA. Lineage: Eukaryota; Metazoa; Arthropoda; Insecta; Hemiptera; Aphididae. The record is from the annotation of a GenBank genome assembly.
AAUUCUUGCCACCAAAUACGACUUCCAUAAUCAAACCCUUAGACAUGGGUAUUAUCAAAAACCUCAAAGUGAGUUAUAGAAUGAAACUGGUUAAUUUUAUUCUAGAAAAGAUUGAAGGAAAACUGUUUGAUCCAGCUGCAACUGCUAAUCAAAUAAGUGGCAAAAUAAACAUAUUGCAAGUCACACAGUUUGUAUCUGAGAGCUGGCAAGAAAUUAGCUGCACAACUGUUAUGAAUUGUUUCGCUCGUUGUGGAUUUUCUAAUUUUGUUUGUCCACAACUUGAGUUGACUGAAUUGAAUGAACAAUUUUUACUUAUUCAAAACUAUAACGAGUUUGAAAACAUUGAUGAAAAUGCUCCUUGUUUUGAUAAUAAUGAAGACAUUUGUGUGAUGUUGUAG